AUGAUUAUGGAGGUAGUUCCUUUUGUUCCAACAACCACUAUUCCUCCAAGGCUAACUUUGACUGCCCCUACUACAGAAGAGAAUUCCCUUCUAACUAAUGCUUCCCUGGCUAGCACCAAGACGUUGAACAUUCUACCUUGGGCAAACAUACUCAAAACAGAUUCGCAGAUAGACCAACUCAAGUCUUCAGAGAAGCCUCUUGAAGACAAGUUGAAACUUAGAGAGAUAGAGCUAGACAGGAUAGUCGGAAUUGUAGAUGUUGCUAAGUCUAAGAAGGAGAAAACUAAGAAGGAGGUGGCUAAGCUAAAGUUGAAGCUCAUGGAGUUGCAGUCAAUUAUGGCGACAGAGGAUUGGAUCAUUAAAGACCUGAAGAUUGAUUGUGCUGUGAACUACAUUGAGGGUUAUGAGGACUUCAAGGACAGGCUAAUGAGAAAUUUUUUGAUCCAGACUUUAACUCUUUUAUGCCUCAUCUACCUGAAAAAGAUAGCUAAAGAUGAUCGCGAGCGGCAGGUGGCUGGGAUUGAGUUGUGCACUUCUGAUCCUGACUCCUCGACUGUUCCUACUGUGCCGAAAAGGACUGAGUAG
Molecule: messenger RNA, 585 nt
Organism: Ilex paraguariensis (yerba mate)
Lineage: Eukaryota; Viridiplantae; Streptophyta; Magnoliopsida; Aquifoliales; Aquifoliaceae
Source: the annotation of a GenBank genome assembly